Messenger RNA from Malassezia pachydermatis, 3705 nucleotides. RefSeq names its product histone acetyltransferase elp3. Gene Ontology annotation, cellular component: nucleus; elongator holoenzyme complex; cytoplasm. The record is from RefSeq and is a predicted model, not a curated record. Lineage: Eukaryota; Fungi; Basidiomycota; Malasseziomycetes; Malasseziales; Malasseziaceae. Gene Ontology annotation, molecular function: acyltransferase activity, transferring groups other than amino-acyl groups; phosphatase activity; iron-sulfur cluster binding. The transcript has 6 exons. The coding region runs from base 1 to 3705 and encodes 1234 amino acids. Gene Ontology annotation, biological process: tRNA wobble base 5-methoxycarbonylmethyl-2-thiouridinylation; dephosphorylation.
AUGGGCGUUACCACAGCCUCAACAUCGGCGGAGUGUCUACUCCGACUUGUGCAAGCACAUGAAGAAGCACGACCUGUUUCCCUGAAUGCCAUUCGAGGCGCUGCAUGCAAAAAGCAUGGUUAUGGCGGCGUGCCGAGACUGACUGACAUUAUCGCUGCGAUCCCAGAUUCGUACAAAAAGGCACUAGUGCCUGCUCUUCGUGCGAAGCCUGUUCGAAGUGCUAGCGGUAUUGCUGUUGUCGCUGUGAUGUGCAAGCCUCAUCGUUGCCCGCACAUUGCACUCACUGGCAAUAUUUGUGUGUAUUGCCCAGGCGGCCCAGACUCUGAUUUUGAGUAUAGCACACAGUCUUACACAGGCUAUGAGCCUACGUCUAUGCGUGCUAUUCGCGCACGUUAUGAUCCAUACGAGCAGAGCCGUGGGCGUGUACAGCAGCUCCGUGAACUGGGACACAGUGUCGACAAAGUGGAAUACAUUAUUAUGGGUGGCACCUUUAUGAGCUUGCCAGAGAAGUACAGGAAUGAAUUUAUCGCACAACUUCACAAUGCUCUUAGUGGGUACACAGGUCUGGAUGUUGAUGAAGCUGUGCGAUACUCGGAACGCUCUCAGACCAAAUGUAUCGGUAUUACCAUUGAGACGCGGCCAGAUUAUUGCUUGCGCCCUCAUCUCUCACAGAUGUUGCGAUACGGGUGCACAAGGUUGGAGAUUGGUGUGCAAAGUGUAUAUGAAGAUGUGGCGAGAGAUACCAACCGUGGACACACAGUCAAAGCUGUGUGUGAAACGUUCCACCUGGCCAAAGAUGCAGGCUACAAGGUGGUAGCGCAUAUGAUGCCAGACUUGCCCAAUGUCGGUGUUGAACGCGAUAUGGAGCAAUUCAAGGAAUAUUUCGAGAACCCUGCUUUCCGCUCUGAUGGUCUGAAACUCUACCCCACGCUGGUAAUUCGCGGCACAGGUCUGUAUGAGCUAUGGCGUACCGGGCGGUAUAAGAACUAUACACCGUCGUUCCUUGUGGACGUGAUUGCACGUAUCCUCGCGCUAGUUCCACCAUGGACGCGUGUGUACCGAGUGCAGCGAGAUAUUCCUAUGCCUCUUGUUUCGAGCGGUGUCGAAAACGGCAAUCUGCGUGAAAUGGCACUGGAACGAAUGCGUGACUUCGGUGUAACAUGCCGCGAUGUUCGAUACCGCGAAGUGGGUAUUCAUGAGAUCCAUACCAAGGUACGGCCAGAAGAAAUUGAAUUCCUUCGCCGUGACUAUACUGCCAACGGAGGUUGGGAGACAUUUUUGUCGUAUGAAGACCCUGAACGUGAUAUCCUGGUGGCGUUACUGCGCCUGCGAAAAUGUUCGAGCACAGGUACAUACCGUCCGGAGCUACUCAAGGAUGGACAGGCAUCGAUUGUACGUGAACUUCAUACGUAUGGCAGUGCAGUUCCGAUCCACAGUCGUGAUCCUACCAAGUUCCAGCACCAAGGUUUUGGUACGCUAUUGAUGGAGCAAGCGGAAGCUAUCGCGCGCGAUGAACACGGGAGUGUAAAGAUGGCUGUGAUUGCUGGUGUUGGUACUCGUGAUUAUUACCGCCGUCUAGGCUACGAAUUGGAGGGGCCAUUCCUGAUCGUUGGUGGCCACCAUGAGGAGAUUGAUAUACCCCUGAUUGCGCAUGCAUCUCGACGGCCUCUCGUGCAAGUCCCAAGGAUUCAGAAGACCCUGUACCCUAUAUCUAUUUAUUUAUCAACCAACGAGCAUGUAAUUCUUGGGUUUACCGAGGAGUCGGCGGCUGUGUGCACGCUGGGGGAGCUGAAGCAGGCGUCGAGUGUGGACUCUGUGCAAGAGUUUUACGCAUUUCACAGUGGGGCGAAAGCCGGGCCAGGUUGGAAUAAGUACAAUGUAUCCGCCGAGUUUAAGCGACAAGGUGUAGGCUCUCGCAGCAAAGCGUGGCGCUUUUCGACGCUGAAUGCCCAGUAUGAAAUCUCACCCAGCUACCCCGCUACAUUGGUGGUUCCGUCCAAUAUAAGCGACAAUACACUUCUCUCUGCCGCCAAGCAUCGCAGUAAAGGUCGCGUGCCUACGCUGACCUACUUACACUGGGCCAACAAUGCGUCCCUAUCUCGGUCCAGUCAGCCGAUGGUCGGCAUGACACAAAAUCGGUCGUCGCAAGACGAAAAGUUGGUGGAAGCUAUUUUUGCAUCGCAUCGAUACACCACAGAGCCAGCCUCUGAAACGGCUGUGUAUGGUGCUACCACCACCAACCUCAUUGUAGACGCUCGCCCGACGACCAAUGCCAUGGCGAAUCAUGCCAAGGGAGCGGGCUCGGAAAAUAUGGAGCACUACAAGGAUUGCAAGAAGGUGUAUCUUGGCAUUGACAAUAUUCAUGUAAUGCGCGUAUCGCUGAACAAAGUGCAUGCUGCGUUGCGUGCGGCUGAUGAGAAAACCAUGUUCGACGAGCGCACAGAGCCGGAGCCCGUGGAUGCUUCACUGCUUAUGCGCUCGCAGUGGCUCAAGCAUAGCAGUGCGAUAUUGCAAGGUGUGCAGCAAAUUGUGCGCAAUAUCCAUAUUCACUCGUCACAUGUCCUUGUCCACUGCUCAGAUGGGUGGGACAGAACAGCGCAACUGUCUUCGUUGGCGGCCUUGUGCCUGGAUCCUUACUAUCGAACGUUUGUUGGGUUCGUUGUACUGAUUGAGAAAGAUUGGUUGAGUUUUGGGCACCAAUUUCAAGAGCGGCAUGGCUUGGUGGGACUGGCCUCGAACCGCUUCGACUUGCGGGCCCCGCAGCAUGAUCUGGUGUUUGAUGCAGACGUGUCCGAGGACGAGCGUGUCAACGAUAGCCAGGGCACGUCGCAGUCUUUCUGGGACUUUACCAAGUCUAUCACCGCGCAUUUCCAAGGUGGCGCAGCUGCGCAAUGUGCGCCCAUCUUUUUCCAAUUCCUCGAUUGCGUAUGGCAAAUUCAACGUCAGUUCCCUGCACGCUUUGAGUUUACCAGUGAAUGGCUCACGAUCCUGAUGAAAUGUAUAUAUGAUGGCCGAUCAGCGAGCUUCCUAUUCAACUCGGAACGUGAACGCCGUACGCCUUCGCUGACUAGCACACUGCCCCCCUGCGAAGUGGCGCCGAGUGUAUGGGACCUGGAUUUGCAACGUGAACAGUACCGCCAACCAUUGUAUGAUCCAUCGCUGGAUGCCCGUGAAGGCCGGGGCGAUCAAGGCGUGAUUCUCCCGGAGCCGAAAGACGUCCGCUUCUCGCCUGACUUGUUCCGGCGCCGAGAUUCCGAGCUCAACGUUCUGGUGGACGUGGAAAAAGAGAGUCAGACUCGGCUCAAAGAGAGGCUUGCUACUGCUAGCCGCGGUGGGCAUACCAAACACGUCGCUCCGCCGUCCACGGUCCAAGCUGACCCAUUGAUCCCUGAAGAGGCGCUGCACAAUGCCGCUCGAAGUGUUCGUGCGUUAUUUUCCGAUGGAUGGGGCCGUGUCCAAGAAGCUAUGAGGGCGACAGGCCUAGAUGCAUCGCCUUUUGCACCCACAGAAAACCAGGCGACUGACUUUGUACCGCCACAAUCCGUGGACAAUCCUUGGGCGAGCCAUACGUUGGACGAGCCUGUAGCAGGCCUCCAUACACUAUCGUUGGAAUCGACACACAGUGAGCAGACUGCCUACAACAAUGACACUGCCUCCGUCAUUCCCACCUCCUCUGCGGAUCCUUUAGGGGCCUGGAAAAUCUAA